Drosophila elegans is the source of this 1913-nucleotide messenger RNA. It is a transcript of the gene Arp2, whose product is annotated as actin-related protein 2. Gene Ontology annotation, biological process: Arp2/3 complex-mediated actin nucleation. Lineage: Eukaryota; Metazoa; Arthropoda; Insecta; Diptera; Drosophilidae. The transcript is spliced from 8 exons. Bases 307 to 1506 code for a protein of 399 amino acids. The record is from RefSeq and is a predicted model, not a curated record. Gene Ontology annotation, cellular component: Arp2/3 protein complex; actin cortical patch. Gene Ontology annotation, molecular function: actin filament binding.
CACAAGAAAUAUUUUUAUAGAUGGAGUAAAGAGCGAAUUUUGUACCGCCCAAAAUAUCUAAACUUUAAGUGUUUGUUGGUCGCCAACGACAAGCCAUUUGGCCAUAGUAAAUUAGUAGUGCAAACUGGGAGUUUAAUACACAACCAACAACAAACGGAGCGGCGAAAAAACGAGAGGCGCCGCAACCAAUAAAACCAACACACCCACAAAGGCAACCAAGUCGCGUCAUCAGUGGAAGAGGAAAGACAGCAGCAGCGGCAGCGGGAGAAGCAGUGGUUUUCCAGCUCCAGAAAGAGUCCUUAAAACAUGGACAGCAAGGGUCGCAAUGUCAUCGUCUGUGAUAACGGCACAGGGUUCGUCAAGUGCGGAUAUGCCGGCAGCAAUUUUCCCACCUUCAUUUUCCCCUCGAUGGUGGGACGACCCAUGAUCCGGGCGGUGAACAAAAUCGGUGAUAUCGAAGUCAAGGAUUUACAUGUCGAUGAUCUGAUGGUCGGCGAUGAGGCGUCACAGCUGCGUUCCCUGCUGGAGGUCUCCUAUCCCAUGGAGAACGGUGUGGUGCGCAACUGGGACGACAUGUGCCACGUGUGGGACUACACGUUCGGGCCCAAGAAGAUGGACAUUGACCCCACGAACACAAAAAUCCUGCUGACUGAGCCGCCCAUGAAUCCCACAAAGAAUCGCGAGAAAAUGAUCGAGGUGAUGUUCGAGAAAUAUGGCUUCGAUUCCACAUACAUUGCCAUCCAGGCUGUGCUGACGCUUUAUGCCCAGGGUCUGAUCUCGGGCGUUGUGAUCGAUUCGGGCGAUGGCGUAACGCAUAUAUGUCCCGUCUACGAGGAGUUCGCCUUGCCCCAUCUGACCCGGCGAUUGGACAUUGCCGGACGCGAUAUCACCCGCUAUCUGAUUAAGUUACUGUUACUGCGUGGCUACGCUUUCAAUCAUUCCGCUGACUUUGAAACGGUGCGCAUCAUGAAGGAGAAGCUCUGCUACAUCGGCUACGACAUCGAAAUGGAGCAGCGAUUGGCCCUGGAGACGACGGUGCUGGUGGAGUCCUACACGCUACCAGACGGUCGGGUGAUCAAGGUCGGCGGAGAGCGUUUCGAGGCGCCGGAGGCCCUGUUCCAGCCGCAUUUAAUCAACGUCGAGGGGCCGGGCAUUGCGGAAUUGGCCUUCAACACAAUCCAGGCGGCAGACAUCGACAUCCGGCCCGAACUCUACAAGCACAUAGUCCUGUCCGGCGGUUCCACCAUGUAUCCGGGUCUGCCCAGUCGACUGGAGCGAGAGAUCAAGCAGCUGUACUUGGAGCGGGUACUGAAGAACGAUACGGAAAAGCUGGCGAAAUUCAAAAUACGAAUUGAAGAUCCGCCCAGACGCAAGGACAUGGUCUUCAUCGGCGGUGCUGUGCUGGCGGAGGUGACAAAGGAUCGCGACGGUUUCUGGAUGUCCAAGCAGGAGUACCAGGAACAGGGCCUCAAAGUAUUGCAAAAGCUGCAGAAGAUCAGUCACUAGAGGUGCAGCCUAGUGCGACGGAGUGUGAGGACUACUGCCUGCGAGUGGGAUGGGCGUUGAUGAGACCCCAACAAAUAGGAUGAACAAUUGUAUAAAUUUGUUUUGGCUAGUUCGUAUAAGUUGAAAAUUUGCAGUUUUGCGUGAUGUAUCUGUCUGUCUAUAUAUGAGUGUUUUUGUGUGCCUGCGUGAGUGGGCGUGUCUGUCGAUCAGAAUUGGUUUAGAUUCCCAUAAGUUGCAGACAUGCCGACAAUGCUCGAUCCCCGUACAAUGAAUUGUAAUGUUUCUUUCGUCGCAAAGACGAGCGCCUAAAUUGUGUAACCCUUAAUUACGUACGUUUAAUUGAAUAUGAUUUGCCCCCCCCCUUUUCCUCUUGUUUUUGCUAAAUAUAUAUAUAUAUAAAUUCCCUA